Molecule: messenger RNA, 838 nt
Organism: Pelagomonas calceolata
Lineage: Eukaryota; Pelagophyceae; Pelagomonadales; Pelagomonadaceae
Source: the annotation of a GenBank genome assembly
AUGCGUAAUACGGAACACUGCUCGGGCGGCAUCGCUUGGCCCGCGCGCGACCUCUACCUCGCCGACGACGGCGAGUGCCCGGCGUGCCGCAGGACGUUUGACGGCGUCGAGCCCACGACGGCGCUCGUUUGCUGCGCGACGGCGAUCUGCCGGACGUGCCUCCAGGACUGCCUGCGGCGCGCACAGAGUGAUUCACGGUUCACGUGCCCGCUCUGCCGCGAGGACUUUGUGAACGACCCAGUUGUUUGCAGAGAGCGCUUGGAGGCGCACGUCGAGGCCGACUCGCCCUUCGCCAUCGAGAUGCUGGCGUGUAUGCACCAGCAGGGCCGCCUCGGCCUCGCCAAGGACUCACGCGAGGCUGCUAGGCUCUUCCGCCGAGCCGCGAAGCUAGGUAAGCCGCGCGCGAACGUGCGCCUCGGCUUGCUGAAAUUGGAGGGCUGCCGGGGCGUGCGCCGCGACCCGGCGGGCGCGCUCGCGGCUUUUUUGAACGCCGCUAAGCAGGGCGACGCGUACGGCCAAUAUCUGGCCGGCCGAUUAUUGCUCGACGACGGCGACGCGCGGCGAGCGAUCGCGCUCUGGGAGGCGGCGGCCGACCAGGGCCUCGGGGCGGCCGCCGCGGCGCUGGGCGCCAUACACGACCGCGGCGAGGGCGUCCCGCGGAACCUCGCGACCGCGGCCAUCUGGUACUCCGAGGCGGCGGACGGUGGGGAUGAAAUAGCCGCGGAGCGCCUCGAGGAGCUCCGCGCCGAGACGCGCGACAUCUUCAAGGGGAUGAGGUUCGUGUGAUACAGCUGGUGGCGGACCCGUUAAGCUGGUGUGGCAAGGGUAUAAGUCUACG